Molecule: messenger RNA, 219 nt
Organism: Cordyceps militaris CM01
Lineage: Eukaryota; Fungi; Ascomycota; Sordariomycetes; Hypocreales; Cordycipitaceae
Product: NADH:ubiquinone oxidoreductase 6.6kD subunit
Exons: 4
Coding region: 1-219 (72 amino acids)
Source: RefSeq, a predicted model, not a curated record
AUGGCGCACCUCAACGUCAAGCCGGACCCGGCCUACCUGAAGCUGCAGGCGAUGCAGAAGAACCGCGUGCAGUACUUCCGAUGGACGCCAAAGAACGCCCGCAUCACUCUGAUGUAUGUUGCGGUCGUCCCCGCCAUCAUGGGCUACAUUGCCUAUAAGACAGACGGCCUCUGGGAUUUACGAGCGAAGAGAAAAGGCGACACGGCGUGGGAGAAAUAA